AGUAUAGUAUUAGUGCAGAACAAGUUUCAUUAGGAUGUAAUCUGCAUUCGAAUGAAUUAUUUUUCAGCAACAAUUCAAACAUAUUCAAAAACUUUUCAAUUCUCAAUAGCUGUGAAAAACAGUGCUUAUUAGUAAAAUGCAAAACCAUCCACAACUUCUUAGAAGACCCUUACCUCCAAAUCUCCCUAAGCUGUCUUUAUGUCAGAAGAAAGCCCGUGCAGGAAAGACUGGUGAAACUAAGCUACCACGUGUACGGUUCAUUCCAGAUAAAACCGCUUCAUUUGAAAGAGAUAAAACUAGUUUUUCUGAUGUUCCAAGAGAUCAGUCACAACCCCCUGUUAAUAUUCGAAAUCUCUUUCUUGAUCAUCGUGUACAAAAAAGAGUGACUACUAUUUCAACAACCACAAAAUCUUCUAAGCAUGUCUAUUGGCACAUUCCAGAGACUGCUACUGGUUCCAUAUUUUUUCCCAAGUGUCGUUCAGCUUCAAGUCGAGUUUUUGGGAAAGAAACAAGCAAGAUGGAAAGUUCCAGAAAAUCAGAAGAGCCAUUAAAAAUAACAAAUAUUUAUGCUAACAUUUUAAAAGAGAUUCUGAUUCUCUCCUCAGAGUUCUCCAAGCUACCAAGUGCCCCUUCUUCAGUGCCCACUCCCAAACUCCAGGAAGUUCAUUCUGACCAGUUUUUACAAAUGAGCAGUACCUAUACUUUUAAGCAGCCCCUGUUACGUUUAAGUGCAACAGUGCCAAUCCCUGUACCGAGGACUAUACCUGUUAAAGCUGAAAGUCAGCAGUCUGACCGUUUACAAUGUCGUACAGUGACACUAAAUAUUAAAGAUUUUCCAGGUUCCAUUUUCAUACCGACGCCGGUUUUACCAAGGAAACCUCUAAGACAGUCUGUGAUAGAAAGUCGUGUAACAGAAUAUGAACAUGUAGAAAGUGUCCCAAAGCAAAGCGUGCUGAACGUAUGUGAAGGUAGCAUUAAAUCUAGAAAAAUCGAAACCUCAGUGGCACAUAUCGUACAUGGUGACGGUUUUAAGGCUGUUGUGGCAACACGCUAUGGAACAGUAACAGCCGUGACCAAGCUGGCCAUAGUAAACUGUCAAAUUCAUGGAAGAAAUGCACUUAAUCUUAAGGGCUUUUUUCUCCUGAAUUGUCCAGACCUAACACCUUUGGCUUUCCAAUUGAUAUAUCUUAAUUUAUCAUAUAAUAACAUCUGUUACUUUCCCACAGAAAUAUUCUGUCUUAAAAAUUUACAAAUACUGAAUCUGAGAAAUAAUCCUAUCAAAGAAAUCCCUUCUACAAUUCAACAACUUAAGUUCCUUAGAACUUUCAACAUCGCCUUUAAUUUGAUUACUAUGCUUCCACCUGGGUUAUUUUGCUUGUUUAAUCUUGAGGAACUUGAUAUUUCCUACAAUAGUAUUGCUUUUAUUCCAAAUGAAAUCCAGAAACUCAGAUCACUUGAAACACUGAUCGCUGAUGGAAAUGAACUGACUAGUUUUCCACAUGCAAUUUUGAAGCUUAACCUGAAAAAAAUCCUAUUUGAGAAUAAUUUCACUCAUCCUAGUUUUUGGAAGGAGAAUUCUAUGAAUAGUCCACAACGUCUUACUCAACUCACUUCUUUGUUCUUUUUAAAGAAUAAUCUACAUAAAUAUUAUAAUGUGAUCCCAGUGGAAAUUCAAAAGUUACUAAAAUGCACAUCCCGAUGUGAAUGGUGUCAUGGUCCAAUGUUCGGUGAAGGUUUUCGCAUCAUCCGAUCCUGCAAUAUUUUUGGAGUAACACAGUUUCCUGUUAUAUUUUAUGUCUGUUCCUCUUCCUGCUACAGAAAAGUAAAGGAAAGCAAUUUUGUUUUCGAUAAUGUUCCUGGUAAAAGAAUAUCUCUAAAUCCCGAGUUGAUGAAUCAUACAGUGAUUUAUGAGUCCCACUUUAAAAGCCAUUAAAGUUUACGUAUAUAAUCAUUCAUGUCUUUGAGAGCACAGGU
Delphinapterus leucas (beluga whale) is the source of this 1974-nucleotide messenger RNA. RefSeq names its product leucine rich repeat containing 63 (gene LRRC63). NCBI's taxonomy places the organism in Eukaryota, Metazoa, Chordata, Mammalia, Artiodactyla, Monodontidae. The record is from RefSeq and is a predicted model, not a curated record. Gene Ontology annotation, molecular function: protein binding. Gene Ontology annotation, cellular component: cytoplasm.